AGGGUCAACUCCGGGGAGUCCUCAAACCGCUGGCGUCCGAUCUCCUUGGACCAGUAGUACAGUACCUGGGGAUCCCCUACGCCCGCCCCCCUACAGGGGAUCGGCGUUUCCAGUCCCCGGAGCCCCCUCUGCCUUGGACCGGGGUGCGCAACGCCUCCCAGUUUGCCUCUGUGUGCCCCCAGUCUCUGGAUGAGCGCAGCCUGCUGAGCGACAUGAUGCCCGCCUGGUUCACCGCCAACCUGGACAUCGCCACCACCUACCUCACCCACCAGAGCGAAGACUGCCUCUACCUCAACAUUUACGCCCCCACAGAGGAAGGUACGGGAUCAAACCGCUGUCAGGGUCAAGGUUUAGGUUCAAACGAGGCAUCCAUUUGUCUUCCAGACAUCCACGAGGAAGGGGGUCUGCGUCCAGUGAUGGUGUACGUUCAUGGAGGCUCCUACACAGAAGGAACCGGAAACAUGAUGGACGGUGGUGUCCUGGCCAGCUACGGAAACGUCAUUGUUAUCACCAUUAACUAUAGACUUGGAGUACUGGGCUUCCUAAGUACGGGUGACCAGGCAGCCAAGGGAAACUAUGGUCUGCUGGACCAGAUCCAGGCCCUGCGCUGGGUCAAGGAGAACAUCUUGGCCUUCAGUGGAGACCCAGACAGAGUCACCGUGUUUGGCUCUGGGGCUGGAGCCUCCUGUGUGAGCCUUCUCACCUUGUCACACUACUCAGAGGACUUAUUCCACAGGGCUAUCAUCCAGAGUGGCAGUGCCCUAGCCAGCUGGGCGGUCAAUUACCAGCCAGGGAAGUAUGCGCGUGCCCUGGGGGAGAAGGUGGGCUGCCAUCUGGAUGACAGCAUGCAGCUGGUAGCCUGCCUGCAGGAGAGGGGCUACCGUGAGCUGGUGGAGCAGAGCGUUACGCCAGCCAAGUACCACACCGCUUUUGGCCCCGUCAUCGACGGCGACGUCAUCCCCGACGACCCCCAGAUCCUGAUGGAGCAGGGCGAGUUCCUCAACUACGACGUCAUGCUGGGCGUCAACCAGGGAGAGGGGCUGAAGUUUGUGGAGGGCAUCGUGGACAGCGAGGACGGCGUGUCCGCGGAGGACUUUGACCUGACCGUGUCCGACUUCGUGGACAGUCUGUACGGUUACCCGGAGGGCCGCGACACGCUGAGGGAGAGCAUCCGCUUCAUGUACACCGACUGGGCCGACCGGGACAACGCGGAGACGCGCAGGAAGACCCUGGUGGCGCUGUUCACCGACCACCAGUGGGUGGCACCGGCGGUGGCCACAGCAGACCUCCACGCCCAGUACGGCUCACCCACUUACUUCUACUCUUUCUACCACCACUGUCAGAGUGAGACCACACCUCCCUGGGCUGACUCCGCCCACGGCGAUGAGGUGGCCUACGUGUUUGGUGUCCCCAUGGUGGAGCCGACCGACCUGUUCAACUGCAACUUUUCAAAGAACGACGUGAUGCUCAGCGCUGUGGUCAUGACCUACUGGACCAAUUUUGCCAAGACCGGGGACCCCAACCAGCCAGUACCUCAGGACACCAAAUUUAUCCACACCAAACCCAACCGCUUUGAGGAGGUGGCCUGGGCCAAGUACACCCCCAAGGAGCAGCUGUAUCUGCACAUCGGCCUCAAACCCCGGGUCAGGGACCACUAUCGCGCCACCAAGAUCUCCUUCUGGCUGCAGUUGGUGCCUCACCUCCACAACAUCAACGAGCUGCUGCAGUCCGUCUCCUCCUUCACUCACAGCCCCAACCCCCAGGAGGACACUCCCUACUCCUACACCAGGCGGCUGUCCAAAGGUUCCAGUUGGCCCCCCAGCACACGGCAGGCGUCCCCCCCCAGCACCCCCCAGGCCCCAGCGCCAGCCCUCCAUGCUGGGGAGGAGGCCUCCAAGAGCCCGGUGGAGGACUACUCCACAGAGCUGAGCGUUACCAUCGCAGUGGGAGCCUCCCUGCUGUUCCUCAACAUCCUGGCCUUCGCAGCGCUGCUCUACAAGAAGGACAAGCGCCGCCUGGAGCACCGCAGGCCACGCCUCCCACCCCGCAACGACGUCAUCACCGCCACCGAUGUGGCUGCCAGCCAGCUGCAGGCCGAGGGUCUUCUGUCUCUGCAGGUCAAACAGUUGGAGUGUGAGGCAGGCGUCCAUACGCUGGACGAACACAACGCUCACAACAACACGCACCACACGCUGGACACGCUCGAUGCUCUGGAUGGUAUGGACACCCAGGAUAUAUACAGCACGCUGGACACAGUGCGCCUCACCUGCCCGCCGGACUACGCCUUGACCCUGCGACGCUCACCUGACGACGUGCCCCUCAUGACCCACAUCACCCCCGGCUCUCAUCCUGGGACCCCCAUGACCCCCAUGACCCCUGGUUCAGUGGUAGGCCUCAGGCUGGGUCCUCCCCAGGGCUACAGCCCCUACAGCAAUGCUCACCUGCCCCACACACACAUCGCCGCACACACACACUCCACUACCCGUGUAUAACCGCAGAACUACGGCGGGGGAGAGCAGAACAGAACAAAUGUACCUCUAAUACCCACCUGGAUUCUUAAGGCUCAGUCUGACCCAGACCACACAGUGUUGCAUGUAUAGAACACUACGGAGGACAGGGAGCCCUGGGAAGUGAAGUUCUAUGCAUCAUAUGACUAACCAUUCCAACAGUUCACCCAAUAUGGCUGCUGAUCCAUGUACCACAGGCAACACUGCUUCUGACUAGAACGUCUGGUCGACCUUUUCUAUAGCCACCAAGGAUGACUGGACUGUUUCUCUGGCUGUGAACACAGCUCCGGAACACAGAUAGUGUCUAAAAUAUUCUGGCACCAUCCGGAGCAACUGCAUGCUCUGGGACUUCCAGUACUCAAGUGGGACCAUCAGAGUGAACUUGAGUGACCUGAACUUUAAAAACCUGCGAAAUGUGAAUGUAGCAUUUAAUUUAAGAAUUUACCUUCAGAGGAUCAAGUGCUUGAAAAAAGAGAGACAGAGAGACAAAAGGAAGAUCAACUAAUCGGAGGGACAGUGAUUGAGUGAGAGAUAGAAAGACGAAAAAGUGAAUUAUGAGGGCUCCUUGAUGGUUCAUUAUUAUCACUUUUACCAGCCAGCUAUCCUUUCAAAUAUGUAAAUAAAUGGUAGCAACAUAGAUACAAAAGAUUUACAUCAUUCACAGCUCCUGCAUCAGCAUUAGUUACUUAACUACAUUAUGCUUUCAUUUGAGGUAUUGUAUUUGUAUAGAUAUAAAAUAGAAACUCAUAACAGGUUACAUUAGGGUAGCGUUCAGCUCAGCUAAGCGUUUUCUCGACGUUAUGCAACAGAAUGAAACCUCAUGGUUAAUUGAAUACUUUUUAAGGUGGUGGGCAGGCUGUGGCAUUUACCAGAUGCUUUUAUCUAAAGCAACUUACGGUAGAAAGAGUGCCAACAUGGGUCCUAGGGGUCUUUAAACCCACAACCUUGUAGUCAUGGCACCAUGCUCAAUAGACCAAACCACAUGAGACC
Molecule: messenger RNA, 3497 nt
Organism: Hypomesus transpacificus
Lineage: Eukaryota; Metazoa; Chordata; Actinopteri; Osmeriformes; Osmeridae
Gene: nlgn4xb
Product: neuroligin 4 X-linked b
Exons: 6
Coding region: 213-2492 (759 amino acids)
Biological process (GO): postsynaptic membrane assembly; neuron cell-cell adhesion; chemical synaptic transmission
Cellular component (GO): postsynaptic specialization membrane; synapse; cell surface
Molecular function (GO): signaling receptor activity; neurexin family protein binding
Source: RefSeq, a predicted model, not a curated record